Molecule: messenger RNA, 7287 nt
Organism: Orbicella faveolata
Lineage: Eukaryota; Metazoa; Cnidaria; Anthozoa; Scleractinia; Merulinidae
Cellular component (GO): spindle pole; centrosome
Source: RefSeq, a predicted model, not a curated record
AAUUAGCCACAGUGUGCAUAGAAAGUGCUGAAGUAGUAUAGAGGGCUAGUUGGUGGAGCAAGUGCGUAAUAAGAUGCAACAGCGAGGGGAAAGAUUUUUACAGUUUUCAAAUUAAGAAAUUUUGAUGGAAGAACCUGAAUGGCGUGCAGUCUUUUUUCAGUUCUCACAUUUUUGUACUACAAAGGCUUCGCGGCAUGCACGCGCGAACACGCCAAACGGGACGACGAAGUACUGGGAAGGAAUUUAAAUUGAACCAAUCACGUUGCGAACCUCAAUUGCGGAGUCAGUUCAAAACAAGAUGGCUUCGGUGUUUUGAAAAGUAAAGUUGAGGAAAGUUGCAUUCAGAGAAUGGAUUGUGAUGAUGGAUCCUUGGAGGCUGUGGAUGAUGAAGCAUUCAUAGCUAUUGCAAAUGAGUUAUUGGACAAAUGCAACCUUCCUGGUAAGGUCACCAGACUUGAGGAAUGCAGUGACACCUUUUUUGUUGGAGUUUACAAAGGUCUGCUUGGCGAUGAUUUGCAGGGCAUUCUAGAGAACCCCAUCUCAGCUGAGCAGCACAUUAGAAACUGCCAAACUGUGAUUAAUUUGGUAGCUACUGAUGUCCUUAAUGUGGAUCUCUCACACAUUUCUGGGAAGGCCAUUGUUGAGGGUGACAAGGUUUCAAUACGAAACUUUCUGGAGAUUUUUGCUGGUUUGCUUGAGUACUUCAUGGAAUAUGUCGAUGGUGAAGGUUCUGAUGAAGAUGACUCUAAUCUACUGACAUCAGAACAUGACGUCAUUUCUGGAGUACUAAGAGAGGAGUUUGGUCCUUCUUAUGAUGUUCUCUAUGGACCAAGGCCACAAACAAGCAGGCCAAGCAAAUUCAGAGAUGAUGCUCAGCUGGGCAGAGAAACAUCGCAACUGCCAAGUGCAGCAGGAACUCGAGAUCCUAAGAGAAAUGCUCAAGGAAAAAGAGCAGCACCUGCUGAUUUUGUUACAUGGGAUGCUGGAAAUUCCACUGGCUUUGAUGCUGACACCUCAAAGUUAAGUGACACAAGAGCAGAUGUCGUUGGAGACUCAACAGCUGAGCUGAUCAGACUAGGGGAGACUACCUCAGACAGAGUGCCAUCAAAGUCACCAGAAAGGAAAGAUACCAUCGAUCAUCUCCCAGACUCAACAUCUGGCAUGUCUGUUCCUACUCCAAUGAUCACUGGGACUUCUCAGGAGGCUAGUAGGGUUUUUACUGACGAUGCAGCUGGUGGCCUUAUGGAUGGUCAAAGAUCUGUACAGGGUACUGGAAGAGAAGUGUUAGGUGAUACUGCUCUUUCUCAAAGAUCAGAAUCUGGCAGGAUUGGACCUGCAGGAUACACUACAAGGAAGCCUGGAUCAUCCAGCUUACUCAGUCGUGAUGCCACUUCAAUAGAAGAUGAGCUGACACAGUACACAUUAACACCUACAGAGCUCACAGACUCCUCAGCAUCAAAGGAUAAGGGCCGUGACAAGCCUUCAGCCAGUUUUUUGUCCACAUCAUCAACAUCUGCUGCAUGGCCUGAGCAAAUAUCACCACUGGAACCCUCAAAGGACUCCAUUGGCAGAGAGACUUGUGGAUUUGAUGCCUUGGGUGUGCGACCAAGGGAGCAGCCAGCUGCUACUGAAGUCACAGAUGUCAGGUCAGGGGACAGCAGUGGGCGAUCAACUCCUGUUUAUCAUCAUUACCAUCAUCACUUUCAUCAUACACAACCACAAGGGAGGGUGCCAGGUAUGGAUUCAUUGUCUGAAUGUUCAUCCAUUUCACAGAUUGAGGAAGAAACUAAUAAAACUAAUACCAAUGCAAAUUUUUACUGCAUUCUAGAGAACCCCAUCUCAGCUGAGCAGCACAUUAGAAACUGCCAAACUGUGAUUAAUUUGGUAGCUACUGAUGUCCUUAAUGUGGAUCUCUCACACAUUUCUGGGAAGGCCAUUGUUGAGGGUGACAAGGUUUCAAUACGAAACUUUCUGGAGAUUUUUGCUGGUUUGCUUGAGUACUUCAUGGAAUAUGUCGAUGGUGAAGGUUCUGAUGAAGAUGACUCUAAUCUACUGACAUCAGAACAUGACGUCAUUUCUGGAGUACUAAGAGAGGAGUUUGGUCCUUCUUAUGAUGUUCUCUAUGGACCAAGGCCACAAACAAGCAGGCCAAGCAAAUUCAGAGAUGAUGCUCAGCUGGGCAGAGAAACAUCGCAACUGCCAAGUGCAGCAGGAACUCGAGAUCCUAAGAGAAAUGCUCAAGGAAAAAGAGCAGCACCUGCUGAUUUUGUUACAUGGGAUGCUGGAAAUUCCACUGGCUUUGAUGCUGACACCUCAAAGUUAAGUGACACAAGAGCAGAUGUCGUUGGAGACUCAACAGCUGAGCUGAUCAGACUAGGGGAGACUACCUCAGACAGAGUGCCAUCAAAGUCACCAGAAAGGAAAGAUACCAUCGAUCAUCUCCCAGACUCAACAUCUGGCAUGUCUGUUCCUACUCCAAUGAUCACUGGGACUUCUCAGGAGGCUAGUAGGGUUUUUACUGACGAUGCAGCUGGUGGCCUUAUGGAUGGUCAAAGAUCUGUACAGGGUACUGGAAGAGAAGUGUUAGGUGAUACUGCUCUUUCUCAAAGAUCAGAAUCUGGCAGGAUUGGACCUGCAGGAUACACUACAAGGAAGCCUGGAUCAUCCAGCUUACUCAGUCGUGAUGCCACUUCAAUAGAAGAUGAGCUGACACAGUACACAUUAACACCUACAGAGCUCACAGACUCCUCAGCAUCAAAGGAUAAGGGCCGUGACAAGCCUUCAGCCAGUUUUUUGUCCACAUCAUCAACAUCUGCUGCAUGGCCUGAGCAAAUAUCACCACUGGAACCGUCAAAGGACUCCAUUGGCAGAGAGACUUGUGGAUUUGAUGCCUUGGGUGUGCGACCAAGGGAGCAGCCAGCUGCUACUGAAGUCACAGAUGUCAGGUCAGGGGACAGCAGUGGGCGAUCAACUCCUGUUUAUCAUCAUUACCAUCAUCACUUUCAUCAUACACAACCACAAGGGAGGGUGCCAGGAUUUCAGUCUGUGGCUGGGGUUAGUGCAGCGACCACUGUUGAUGUACCAUCAGGUCCAGCUAGCCGUUUGUCAAGGAGUGAGCCCACUGGGGCAGCGACUAAACCUGGCUCAGGAUUGGUAGCCAACAGACUAACAAGGACUGCCCCGGGAGCUUUUACCUACCCCCUCACAGGAGAUGCCUAUCCUUCAGCCGCUGUUCCAAGGAGUAUCAGUGCUGUGUCCAGUACAGGCUUCACUCAGCCGCCCCCUGCUGCUGUGAUAGGGACCACAUCUACUCUGACUGACUCAGUGUUUUUAUCUGGUUCAGGAUCAUCUCGUCCUUCUGUUGUCCGAGCGAGCAGUGGUGCUGUUACAACUGAUGCAUUUGGUGGUGCGGCAUCCUUAAGAGAAAGACUUGCCAGGUCACUUAUAACAACCACAGCCACCUCUUCUUCUGCGGGUUCAUCUUUGGCGGUAUCGUCAACAGUACCAUCUACUAGUUACAGGCCUCACGCAGCACCCCGGAGCAGUUUAGCAGACCGAACGUCAAAACCAGAACAAAGUGACUGGGUAGCGGAUAGAUUGAGCCGCUUAAGAAGACCACAACCGUUAGCAUCAACAUUGCCUGCGAGACUGCAAACAGGAAUAACAGACGUUGAACAUUCCCCAGUUCGCCGAUCAAAAGUUGCUGAAGAGCUUUUGGCAAAGUACUCUUCAAAGGAAGCCGAGGAAAGUGACGGCAGUGAAAGCGAGAGAGAACAUGAAGACGAAGAUUUAGCGCAGAAUAGCGACAGUGCUGUUGAUUACGGACGACUCGGGCCCACUGCCGCAAGGGUGACAGGAGAUACAUCGACAUCCCGACUGAGCAGUCGAGCUGAGAGGAGCAGCAAGGGUCCAAGAACGAAUCACAGCUAUAAAGAAUCAACGGAAGAGGAUUCUUCUCCUGAGCGCCUUGCUCGUCGCGGCGUAACGUUCCGUGACACGGUGGAGACGUUUCCCGUUUCGGGAAGAAUGGAUCGGCUAAGGCGCCUACUGUACGAGGAGGCUGAGGAGCAGCGGAAACGACACACUAAAGCCAUGCGCAGGACAUAUCGUGACCAGUUAAGGGAAAUACAACAGGAAAAAGAAAGAGAGAAGAGUGCAAAACACAAACGGAAACUACCGGUGGGUCACAAGCCUCGGCUGUUUGGUUUGCUCAGCAUUGAGGCUCUACUUUGCUAUGUUUUAACAGCUUAUUUAGUUAUUGAACGAUUUUUCUCAGAUCUGAUGACAGACGGAGUUUUCCAUUGCACAGUAGCUACCGAGUUAUGGACUAAAUUGUGUAAGACUGAAGUUGCUUCAUUAAGUUUCAACUUAUUCUUAUUCCCAGAUCACCCGGAAGUAUUGCUACCCGCCAUGUUGGAAGAGUUCCCUUUCUUGCACGUCUCGCCCCAGACCGCUCACAGCAUGUGGAACAAGCAGGCGCGGCACCUGAGUUCUGUUCUCAAAUCUGGCGCUGAAGCCAAAAAGACAAAGACUCAGAAGAUGAUCGAAGACGCUGAGAAACGGCAGGAAGCUUUAGUGGGAAUAUUAAAGAAAGAUUUGGACCAUAAUCUCAGAAUGCGAGAAAAACAAGAGCGACAACAACAACAGCGUACAGUCAAAGCAAAGCUUAGGGAAAAACGACAAGUCUCUGCGCGUGCUCGGCGUUACUACGACGAAUAUGAACUGCGCAUGCGGGCUAGGAUGUUGAAACGGCGUACGCGUGAAGAGCAGAUCUUCAAGAGGUUGUUCGAGGAUGGUUUGGAUAUUCAGAAGCAGCGUAUACGUGAAUUAAGAGAGUACGCUAAGGAAAAGAGAGAAGCCCUGGCUCAGAAACAGCAGAACGAAAUAGAAUCACUAGAGAACUUUUAUCGUGACCAGUUCGCUAUGUUAGCGGAAGGAAUCGCUCGUGAGAGGUAUGAGAUGGAAGUGCGUGAAAAAGCACAAGAAAAGGUGGUGCGGCAGAUGAGAGGAGACUUGCGUAAGAAGCUGGAGCGUGACGUGCGAGAAUUCCAAGAAAAUCUUCAGCGGGACGAGGACUCGGCGUACUUCAGACAACUGGAGGCCGAUAGAUUACGAACCAAGUUUCAACUGGCAACUCGCAACGCAUUCUACUAGCCACUAUGUUCUCUCUAAAUACUCACUUUUGGGCGUGAAACAACUGUAGUUUGCGUCCUUCAAUACCAGGACGUAUCGUAAUCCGUUCCGUAUCCGUAUCUUGACUUGCUCAUGGGGUCCGGCUACUUGCCGUGUUCUGUUCUGUGUGCUAGGUUGUUCAGGGGUUUGGGUAUUUUUCUAGCGUCUGACAAAACAUAGCCACCCACAUCACGUGGGUAGUCACAGAGGAUUGGACUUUCCAUCAGCUGAAUGAUUUUCUGACAUUCUAGCAAAUCCCCAUAGCAGCAGUUACUGAAGCUUUCCGUUGCUAAGAGGAUCUGCUUAGCUUAGUAUUCGAGCUGCUUCUUUUCUUGUGUGAGGAGGCGGGGUUAGGAGGGCGGGGACUGUAAGGGAGGGGUUAUUCUAAGUCAUACAUGAGAUAUAUGUGAUGUCUAGUGUAAUAAACCUCUCUACAAGUAAAUGUGGUGGAUGAACAAUCGAUGAAAUGUGUGGUUAUGUCUGCCUCUCAGUGAUCGUGUUCUUGAAUUGACGUCGACGAAAAAGAAAGAGAGAUUCUUGAUUACUGGACUACGUGAUCCAGCCAUUCCUUUUGGUUCAUAACCGGCUGACUUGACCUCCCUAAGUAAACUGAAAUAAUCAUUGGUAAUAUAUUGAACUAUUCUUUGCACUAUUCUGGUGUUAGUCGGUACAAGUGUGAGUGAGGUAGUGGUAUAUUGAUAAUGGAUAGAUACUGGGAUUGAAGGGAUUUAAAACAUUUUUAAGCAGACCAUGGAAUGACCACAUUACAUUUGAAUCCUCGCCAUUGUGUCAGUUGUUCAAGCAAUCUCUGUCGAAACUGGGAUAGUAAAAUAUUUUAUAUUUCUUUCAAGUCACACACAUUAAUUUACAUUUGUAAGUACUUGCAGAAUACAUAAUAGUUAUGCAACGCAUCGGGUCUCGGAAUGGUGACAAACUGCGCGCGCAACAUUCGGAAUUCAGAGAUAACAUUAAACAAGCUGAAACUGAUUAUGACACAGAGCGAACUACCAGCUAAAGUUUUCCAAGUUACUGGUCACUUUGUAACCAGCACCGUCUUCAGUCAUAAGUAAGGUUUGGCGAUCAUUUCCUCUCGGACUAUUGACCCGUAUCCUGGUUACUAUACUUUUCACCAAAGCGGUUGAGAUAUUACUUAAGAUAAGGUGAGUUUUUUCGACCGUUUAAUUAAGCACGGGGAAAGUGGCGUGCUAGUGUAUCUUUCUAAGAGAUGUUUAACGUUACUCAGUCUCCGAAACAACUACAAAUACAAGAGGUUAAAUAAUAGGGAACAUGAAAAUGCCAAAAUUUGUUCACACAUAGGUUGAUGAGAAAUAAUUCAAGAGAGGCCUAAAUAAUUCAUAUCCUUACUCUCUUAAACAGAAAAUAGUUUUAAUUGUCAAAUAAGAAGAACUUCCAUUUUUGCAACUUCAAUUACCUUUUCAAUUACUUACAUCAUUUUCAUUUAAACAAAUUAAGACUUUUCAGCAUUUGUCCGCCAGUUUGAUAGUAAAGAAAGUGGUCGAUCAAUCUCUCAAAGGCGUAGGGCGAGAUAUGCGUGCUAAAGAUUUUUGAACUCAUGGCAUGCACUAAGUUUAUUUUCAACAACGUUUGGGCCUUAGUUAGAGAUGAUACAGGUGAAACAAAGCUGAAAGGUUUCAGUAAAUUUCCUGGUUACGCAAAAGAUACGCGCGGAUAGAUGUGUGCGGAGUGAUUUUUUCGGUCUCCAAAAUCAGAGAGCUCAUCGCCGAAUGUGGUAGGAAAGUUCAGGGUCCUAACGUCGCAAUGGAUGCGGGUUUAUUUUGUUUUCACAUUUGAACACGAAAGAUAUUUUAGAUUUUUCACAAGUAUAUCAGUGCAAGUUGCACAAUGUACUUGUGAAAAAUCAGUGAGACUUAAAAAUUGUUAAAAUUACAACCAACGUGUCAAUGAGAAAAGCCCGUGCUGAAUCAUUCCACGAUGGCAAGUUGAAGCCAAUCAGCUGCUGGUAAAUCUUAGCACGUGCGCACUCUCGCACGUGAUAGCUAUAUAAUCGCACCGCAUUUUGAAAGUUUGCAAAACACUCAACGUGUAACAGGUACAGACACUACGUUUAACGGCUGAAGGAUUUGCCCUCAAUCA